UACAAAUAAACAUACUGUCGAAUUCAGAACCUCCUCCUUUUUUGAAGUCGGUUAAAAACAUUUACGUCGCCGAGUUUAGUGUUGCAUAUUCAUUUAUUGUAUCAAUAAUUUGCCAAGGGAAAUAAUUAACAAAAUAAGUCGGCGAUAGAUAAAAUUAUCAUCACCUGAAUAACAAAUACUUAUUUCCUGUAAUAAAUUUCGAUAUACCUAAUCCGGCUUGAUGGGACAAUCCGGCUUGACAGUAAAUAUAAAUCGCAAAUGUAUUUUAAUUGUACAAUUAAAUGAAUAACAUGUUAUGUAAUGGGGUUUUCAAUAGAGACAUAACAAUUUUGGAUUUCAAUAAAACACAAAUAGAGAUUCCAGGUGCAGAAAUUUGAGAAUGAAAUUCGAUGUCGGUCAUAUGACCGCCGCGAGCAUUGCAGCGUUCAAUUCAUUGGCGCCAAUUGUCCACCACUCUUCUUCACAUAUCGGACGAAAUGUAGGCAGUUUCGCGUUUGAUAUUGUUUCUGAGCUCAUUUAAUGUUGUUGGCAUAAACCAACGAUUAAAUAUAACCCCAUAAAAGUAGAUAGUAUGAGCGAGGUGGCCACUCGACCGGACCAUUUCGCGACAGAUUACACGAUUAUCAAACUUCCUCUUCAAUAGAUCGAUUGUUUGACUAACUGCAAACGUGCUCGCGGUGGUCAUAUGAACGAGAUCGUAUUACAUUCUUAAAUGUAACGUGUGUAGGUACUGAAUAAAUUUCAAAUUAUUCUGUUUUUUUGAAAUACAAAACUGUUAUUUCCUUAUUGAAAAAUAUAUACAUUUCCAAAUAUUUAAAUUAGUGGCAUUCCAGACCUAUGAAGUGAAUAGCGUAACAUUUUUACCUUUAUUACAUACCUCUAGCUAUUUAUGGUAGAUUAUAAAGCAACGCAAUGUAAUAAUCAAGAAUUUUAUUAGACUAUUGUAUAUUAUAUUAGCGGUAAGAGAAUGUUAUUUAUUGAAUAAAAACACAAAAGACACUCAUGGUGUGUUUAUUACUUUUGAAUUCUCACGGCACCAUCGACGAUGUAUCGCGAGAUUAGUGCCCACAUAAUUAGUGACGUAUUGUGCGUGGGCAGUCCCUGGUGGACGUCAUGGUCUUCCCCUAUCAGAUUAUGAAUGAGCUGCUGAUAGCAGCCGAGGCGGGGGGUGCCGCUGGCCGCGCGCCUCAUUCGUCGGUCGCACUCCGCUGUGAAAGUACGCGUCGAACGCUCCCGCUUUGCGCACCAAACAUUCCUCGCGUGCGGUGAAACUUUUCAAACGCAUUUUAUCGCGAAAACAAAUGGGCGUAAACAGUGAAACUUAAACGAGUGAUCAUGUACAGUGUGUGAGUAAUUUCUGACAGUUUGUAGUGCUGCUCUGCGUAUUUUCCAAAGUUCAGCACGCGAAAGGACUGACGGAGUGACAGUUUGUGUUCUGUGCGAGUUUUUCUCGGAGUUUUCUCUUGGUGUGAGUCGGAGGCCGUUGUAGCAACCCGGCCCCGACAUGGAGAGUUAUUUCGACAUCUCCAACGACCUGAAGGACGUCUGGGAUGCGGACAUCGACCCGGAAAUGAAAGAUGUCCUGGACGAGGACGAGGAGAUGACCGACUGGCUGGUCCAUCGGGAAUCGAAAUCCGGGGUAGUUCUCCACGACAGACUUAUGACCGACGCCGCGCUAGAAUCAGCACCCAUCAAGACAGAACACUCCUACAGCCUGCAUUCAGAUGUCGAAUCAGCAUCAAAUUCACCACAUCAUACCAAAGUUGAUGACAUGGAAGACGAGUGCUACCCAGCCAUCCCAGCUUCAGCAUGGUCACGGCGGCGCUGCAGCAACACGCCCGAAGUUAAGGCUGAGCCCAAGUCGGAGCCCGAGUCCCCCGCUUCCUCCUGCCCCCCCUCACCGACACCCGGCACACCUGUCACACAUUUAGACUAUGUCAUUGAUCACACGACGGGCACAAUCCAUAUGCCGCAAGCGGUGCUGCAGAAGGUGGGCGCGGCGGGCGUGCCGCAGCUGCUUCUCAGUGCCGCGCCACGUCUCGCCAACUCGCUCUCCUCCAACAAACUCUCCAUCAAAGUGACCAGCUCGGCCUCCACUGCUUCAGGUUUCAACUUGCCGCCAACGCCACCAUCCUCCCUCUCGUCAUCUGACAGCGAGGGCGCGCUGUCUCCUGCGCGUGGCGAAGAGGCGGCAGCGGCGGCUCCCGCACCCCCCGCGCCCGCUCGCCGCGCCCAUCUCUAUGUGUCUCACUCACACUCGCGGCAACCUAUCAAUACGCCUCUCAUAAGCAGCCAACCGAAAGGAUCAACAGGCACACUGGUGCUAACAGAAGAAGAAAAACGCACACUUUUGGCCGAAGGAUACCCUGUGCCGACACGUCUGCCCCUGACCAAGGCCGAAGAAAAGUCCCUCAAAAAGAUUAGGAGGAAAAUAAAAAACAAGAUAUCAGCACAAGAAAGCAGGCGCAAGAAAAAAGAGUACAUGGACCAGCUAGAACGGAAGGUUGAAGUUCUGAUAUCCGAGAACACCGACUAUAGGAAGAGAGUCGAGAGUCUGGAGCAGAAGAACGCGGGGCUGCUGAGUCAGCUGGCGGCGCUGCAGGCCGUGGUGACGCGCGGCGCGCGCAAGUGACCGCCACAGACGCGCCCGCACCACACCCGAUCUACGUCUCCCGAUACGUUUUAGUGAGUAAGGUAAAGUCGAUACCUACUCCAAGCGCUAAAGCUACCAGAUCCCUAGCUUACUUACUAACUAAGAAGUAUCGUUGAGUCGAAUCACAGAAUCCAAGGAUAGGUAAACUUUUGUAAAUAAAAGUAUUAAGCCUGUACGGGUCGGUCUGUGGUCUGACUGCCGGAUAUCCACGAAGGCUGUGAGGAGUAAACGGUGAUGAUUCUCACAGUUUGCGGACGUCUCCUCUGGUCGCUGACGCUCUGCUCUUUUUGGAGUGCAUAACGAUGUAUAUUUUGGAUGUAUUUACAUUGUGGGAGGUGUCCGAUGGGGAAAUCUGUUGCGUUCGAAGGUUGCUCACUUUUGUUAGUAUAGUUGUACGAAUGGCGUCGCGGCGGCUACCGACAGUGGUGCGCAGAGGCCGUGCUGUCGAGUGCCACACUAGAUAUUUAUUUUUGCCGCUGCUCCGUUCCCGUCGCAAGGACGCAGACGACUUUGACAGGGAUCAGUGUUGGGGUCUUAGAUAAGUGACCAUAGUUUGUAAGCGUGUUGUUUGAAAUCUCGUAAUAUAUUUUAAUAGUGCUGUAAAAGCGUUACAUAAUGUAAGUCUUAAUUAUGCGUGUUUUUAUUAAAAUGUGCAAGUAGAUUGUAAAUGGUUACCGUAAACAUACGUUAUAUUAGUAUGUUGCUGUGUCCACGAGCCAGGGGCUCGGACACGCUCUCCUUCAUAAUAAAUAUUAUGCGUCUCAGGUUAUCGAACAUAUUGGCCUAAAUUACCGUAGAAUUAACUUCAGAUGAGCACUAGACGUGUCAUGCAACUACUCAAAUUACAAUAUUCGCAACAGUAACUUCGGUAAUGGAUACAUUUUUAAUGGAACUGAGUUCUCUUGGUGCGGUGUGCUGUAAUCGGAAAACUAAGUAGCAUAAUAAGUAAGGCGCCCUCCAUGUAACCAGGUCCGUCUUACUAAUAAUAUUAAAUUCCAUGAAUUUGCAUUUAAUAGCGAAACGUGUGUCGUCUUAGAGAUUUUUUUUAAGAUAAAUAUUUAUCAAAAGGACCUAUGUAAUGACCGAUUUCUUGACAAACGUUUUCGGUAUCUAGUCUCUCGUAGAAGCCGAGCCUCGAGGGAGGCCGAGGGUAGAAAGAUAAGCUGUAUUUUCAGUUCGUACUGUGCUCUGUAGUGCGUCAAGUACAAACGUUGGCAUGCCUUCAACAAAAGUAACGUAACUAACUUAAUGCAGGGUUCCACGUUAUCAAGACAUUGAUUUUCAUUGAUAAUUAUUAUUAUAAUUAUCUGCUAACUAUCCAAAUAUAUGUCCAAUAAUUAUUCAAUCUGAUUCAAAGUUUUGUCAGUUAAUUUUUGAAUAAGGAUGAGGCCGUAACGUAAUUUUGUGAGUUGUAUACGUUGCAUUCGGUGUCACAUAAAAAUCCUGUUUAUGCCACGCGACGACGCAAAAUGAGUUGUCUGUCUGACUGAAAGUAGGUCUUACUUCUCACAUAAUUACGCUUGUCAGGCCUCACCCUUAAACUGACAAACGGUAAAGAUUCAACUAUAUUUACCAAGAUAAUUAUCGUGCCAAUUAUCAAUGAUAAUUAUCACUUCGAACCCUGCUUUAACGCCUUAGCAUCUACUAACUUGUAGUUAACAUUUUAUACUACGUAAUCCAGUAACCCAAGACCUAUCUAAAGAUAUAUCAAUAAUUUGAGAAUAUUUAUUGAAAUUUUUUGUGGCGAGGAAUUCAACACAUUGUAUACAAAUUCAUAACGUUCAGAUUUUUUUCUAUUGUACGUAAAUACAUUUUUAAUGAUGUCAUCGUAAAGUGGCUGUCAAGGCGUAAAAUAUACUCCCCAUACAUUCGAGUCACUUUGCAUUUUCAGUGUUAAAUGCCCAAAGCUUAACACGUUCUCUGUUUAUGCAUCAUAAUGUGGUGCAUUUCAAGUUACGAACGAUGUGUGAUCCAUUUGAGGCGCGAACCUUUCUAAACUUAAGGGUUCAUCAAAAAUUGUAAGUGUGAGUCAUAUGGCCGAAGGUUUCUAGCCAUCGCUAGAAAUUUUUCAUUUCAUUGGCAACAACUUUAUGGUUGUACAGACACCUAAAAUAAGAAACCUGCCAUUGAGUAACGCAUUCACAAAGCCUGGCAUGAUAAAAUUAUAAUAAAUGUUAAAAGAAGAAACCUAAUUAAAUAGGAGCCAAAAACUCGCAAUUUUUGUCUCUAAGUAAAAAUAAAAACCUAAUGACAAAAUCGCUUCGCUAAGCAUGUGGUACCGGAUGACUUUUUAACCAAUGUUGCUAGAUAAUCAUAGAUU
This is a messenger RNA of Hyposmocoma kahamanoa, 4973 nucleotides long. RefSeq names its product cyclic AMP response element-binding protein A (gene CrebA). Gene Ontology annotation, molecular function: cAMP response element binding; DNA-binding transcription factor activity, RNA polymerase II-specific. NCBI's taxonomy places the organism in Eukaryota, Metazoa, Arthropoda, Insecta, Lepidoptera, Cosmopterigidae. The transcript is spliced from 7 exons. The record is from RefSeq and is a predicted model, not a curated record. Bases 1505 to 2632 code for a protein of 375 amino acids. Gene Ontology annotation, biological process: regulation of transcription by RNA polymerase II.